Molecule: messenger RNA, 1437 nt
Organism: Penicillium argentinense
Lineage: Eukaryota; Fungi; Ascomycota; Eurotiomycetes; Eurotiales; Aspergillaceae
Exons: 1
Coding region: 1-1437 (478 amino acids)
Source: RefSeq, a predicted model, not a curated record
AUGACCGCCUCCAACAUCUAUCGCCUGUCGGAUUUUGUGACUCUCAGAGUCACACACCACAAGAAGCCUACUGCCGACAACGGUUCUCGCGAUAUUCAACCCUUAAGGGAGGCAUGGGGACUACGCGCCGGUAUCUACACCCCAAAAAAACUAGUUGAUCACUUCGCACCUUUACUCAACACUGUCGUCUUCCACCUCGGCGAUAAAUCGCUUGCAGGCAAACCAGCUCGCACUUGUUUGCUGGAUAACCUCGCCGCGAACCUGGCGACAAACACCCGCGAGGCUACACUCCGGCUGUCCGAACCUCUCGAUGUCUCUCGACGGGAGAUGAACAAUCAGGCUGCCCGGAUCGGCGAGGCCCUGGUUGAAUGGGCCCGGGAGUCUAGCACCCAGUCCUUCGACCCGGACAUGUACCUCCGCAGCCCCUGUGAAGGCCAUCUGCUCACUCCCUCCAACGUGGAUCUCAUGUUUGGUGACCGCAGCCAACCUCACCUGAUGCAACUUUUCAACGAAUACAUGCACCAGAUGGUCCUGUUGCGCGAUGCACUUUUGCCUUUUCAGAACUAUCAGGAUGUCCUUAUCCCCGUCGGCCGCAAAGCAAGAGGCAUCCGUCAUUUGGAGUCGGCACGGAGCCAAUUCCUAGCUGACUUGUUGACCAGACAUACAACGCAGCGGAACGUCGUUACAUUUGCCAAGGCGUUCCUUGCGCCGGGGCUUCUUCAUUCGGAGAGUGUUGGAUACGGCUUUCAGUAUGCACAUGGCACUGUCCUACCCGCUUUUCUAUCAGGGGGGCCGACUCCUUUGCAUCUGCUGCAAUAUGUUCCGGUCCGAAUUGAUCACACCAAGACGGAUAUCGUGUUCGACUAUCGAUUCGAAGAUUAUUAUGCGGCACGUCGCACAGAGUUACCGACGGGCAUCAAUAGAGCCCUCUCAGAUCUGGCGAGAUUGCCCGUCCAGGGCGUCACCGCAAGAAAAGAAGCAACAGUUGCAAUGGCCGGCCAUUUGAAGUCCGGCGAGAACCGAAUUUUGGAAAUGUGCCUCGCGCUGAGCAAUGGCAAAUGUGUUUCAGUUGAUCUCGGCCAGAUCGCUCGCGGUCAUCGAUACUCGUACACGAUCGAAUAUCCCACGGCCAAUGGCUCUAUCCAUACAAACCGUGCUCGCUCCUUCCAUUCUGCAGUCAUCCACGACCCCGUCGACAUUCUCGAAGCAGCGGGCACUAGUCUCUUAACCACAAAGGAAGGAGGUGUUCAUGUCAUACCGACGCAGGAUCCGCUCGUCGCCCUGGCAAUCCUGGGCAAGCUAUACCCUGAAAAUGUAGUGCUUUUACCAAGUGAGGAGGAGCUGGAAGAGGCAGAUAAGGCCGGAAAGGGCUUUGAACCAAAGUUUGUGAUAUGGGGCGGCUCUCGGCCAGGGGGGAUAAAGGGGGUGUUUCACUGA